Molecule: messenger RNA, 2628 nt
Organism: Aspergillus ruber CBS 135680
Lineage: Eukaryota; Fungi; Ascomycota; Eurotiomycetes; Eurotiales; Aspergillaceae
Exons: 2
Coding region: 1-2628 (875 amino acids)
Source: RefSeq, a predicted model, not a curated record
AUGUCACCUCGCAGCGGCAACGCGUGGGCUAUCAUGAAGGCUCGCGAGAAGAAAAAACAACAGCAAGAACGACUGCAGCAGCCGAAGUCAACGGAUUUUGAGAAGGUGUCCACCCACAGACCCCCCAUCCUAGACUACCCUAGUUCCAUCACUUCACGCGAAUCAUCCUUCAGUUCCUCCCACGACGCAAAACUAGACCAGAUCCAGGCCAGUCACCAAGCUCAAACCCAAGACCAGGUCUAUUCCUCAUCAUUCGCCAGUACAACCACGGAGGCAGACAGUCCCAGAGAGAAAGAUAAACGCGUCGAGAACGAAGUGAAACAGUCUCGUGUUGCAACUUUACGCACAAAAUUUAGUCUUAGGGAUAUUGGGGAGAUGAAAAAGGAGCAGGAGGGUGCUGGGUUGUCUGGAGACGAUGGGCUCUAUAGUGGCACCACGACGCUGCAGAAUAGCUUUGGGGAUGGGGAGGAUUUAGGUGUUUCCCCACAGUCUGUGCCAGCUUCUCAGAUACUGUCUGGUGACGCUCUUGAUUUAGCUGCACAUCUAUCGAUGCCAGAUGGCGAAAGUCUCGAGAAUAACCGAAACGCUAUAAACGCGAAAAAGAGGACAAAACUGGGCAACGCUAUGGAGGAUGACGCCAACGAGCAAAUCGAUGCUAUGAUAAUUAAGGCAUCUCAAGCGCCUACUGCUCGUAAGGGACAGUAUCUGAAUAGCGGACAGGCUGAGGUUGUCAAGACUCAGGCUAGUGCUCAAAGCUUGAGGGCCGAAAGGGCUGAAUCCACGCACGAGCCGUUUCCGAGGGUCCAAGACAAUGCGUCUCAAGUCGAAAUGUCGAGCCCUAUUUCAUCGCCAUUUGUCUACCAACCUAUCUCCGAAGCUCAAGACACCCGAAAGACCAUCUCAAACACAACAACCCACGGCGGCCCCGCCCCCUCGCCACCAGACCCAACCUACAACAACACCAUAACCCUCGACCAACAACUCCACUCCCACGUCCAAGCCCUCCAUCACCACCUCAACAGCGUGGUAGGUCGACUGACCAAAACCUUCGAGUCUUCGAAUAACUGGACGAUGGACCAGAUUUUGCGGAAUGUCGAGGUUCUAUCUGAUACAGCUAGACUUAUGAAUGCGAGGUCUGUGGGGUUAGGGGAGAGAGUUCUGGGGGUACAGAGAGAGGUAACUGAGCUUGGUGAAAGGGUUGACGUGUUGAGAGGGGAGGUUAAGGGGGUUGAGAAGAGGUUGAUUGGUGUUUUGAGAGAGGAGGUGGGAAGGUUGAGGGGGGAGAUGGGGCUCGGUGCUCUACCCGAUUCCUCGAGGGUGAUGGGUAUACCAGUAAUGACAGGAGCGAGGCAACUGCGUCCGAAGGAGCAAGAUGUGUCUGGAGGAGAGCAUGGGAAUGAAACCAACAGUCUAACUGAAAAGGAUGGAAUGGUGCAAGUGAUACCGGGCACACCUUUGCCCACUACGCCCGUUCAGAAGAACGAAACUGCCAAUCCACAACGCAGUGGCUCAUCAGGUCGCAAAAAUCCAGCUCGAGAAUCCUCCGGUAGCCCCGAGCCCAGACCUACCCUAGAUCGCUCGCUCUCUCUCGACGCCGUCUCUGAAAACAGCCAGUCAACCUUACAACCAUUACAGAAACAGAAGACAAACAGCACCGCUCCAAGUGAAGAGGGAACGAAAACUCCUCAUAAAAAGAGCAUGUUUGGUUUUCGCAGACGGCGCGAUACAGGUGAUAACCAGUCCUUGUCGUCAUUUUCGUCCAGCAGAUUCCUGCGUACGCCACGUCGAAACAAGGACAAAAACAAUGACAAAAACAAUGACAAGGACAAGGACAAGGAUAAGGACAAGGGCAAGGACAAAGACAAGCCCAGCAAGAAAGCUUCAUCCGAAAAUCUCAAGAAAACUGUUUCUACUUCUGAUUCCACCAUCGCACAACCCUUAACACCACCAGUCCCCAAAGUCCCAGCAAACCUAGCCCAACCCCAACCCCAACCUCAGCCCCAACCUCAGCCCCAACACCAACGUGCAUCACACCUACAACCACCGACCAACGACCAAAAUAUGAGCCCCAGCGCCAUCCACCCAGCCCUCCGCAACCCGCGCCAACAACAAAUCAUGCGCGAACGGGAACAACGUCUCCACCAUCAACAGGCCAGACUCCAACAACUCAAUCAGAACUACCGCGCGAACCAGCUUCCGUCCUCGACAUCGACGGCCAUAAUUCCGCAGCGCAGCUUGCGAGGCUCACGAUCUCACCAGGGCUUCAGAUCAAAGGUAUCCGCGGCGCCGUCGGCUUCGUUGUUUAGUCCAGGCGGCUUGGUUACGCGUAGGUCGCCGUCUGCACUGUCUGUGAGGAUGGAUUCGGAUAUGGGGUAUCAGGGAUUACCACACUAUCAGCCUAUUGCGAGGUAUAUUUCAGCUUCGGGGAGUUAUUUGCCUGAGCCGCCGCGGUUUGGUGGGAGUGGUCGAGGCCGUUUUCACGGCAAUGAUCAUGGCCAUGGUCAAGGCCGUGGGCAUGGACACGGUAGGCCUUUAGGAUCUCAGAGAGUUAGUUCGUCUUCAGUUGUAUCACGGACGGGGAGGGGAACUGGUCCGAUUGGUUCUAGGCAUGGUUCUGCCGAGGGUUAG